CUUUCCCUCCCUCGGAGAUGAAUCGGGGCGGUCGCGUAGAACCGACGCCGCCGGAGUGCGCGCUGGCGGCGGAGAUGUUCGACCACUUCUGCUCAGCUGGCACCAUGAAGCAGAUAUUGGCGCUGCACCGCGAGAUAUGCAACACACUGAACUUGAAGCCCAAUAGACUGCCAGACUUCUACCCUAAACUCAAGACGAAGCUGGCAAGUUCAUGGAAGGCUCAAGCACUGUUCAAAAAAUUUGACGCGCGCGCGAAUCACAAGGUGUACAGCAAAGGGCGCGCGAGCACAGGGAGCAAAGUUCUUAUCAUUGGAGCCGGACCCUGCGGAUUGCGAGCUGCUAUUGAGUGCCAGUUGCUAGGUGCCAAAGUGGUGGUAAUAGAGAAGCGCGACCGUAUGUCGCGAAACAACGUACUGCACCUGUGGCCGUUCGUGAUCCAGGAUCUGCGCGCGCUCGGCGCCAAGAAGUUCUUCGGCAAGUUUUGCGCCGGCGCCAUUGAUCAUAUCAGCAUCAGGCAGUUGCAAUGCAUACUGCUCAAGGUGGCGCUACUGCUCGGCGUUGAGUUCCACGAAGGCGUUAGUUUCGAAGAAUUAUUAGAGCCAACUAUCGCAGAAAAUGGUGAAACGCUAGGUUGGCGCGCGCGCGUACUGCCUUCCGAGCAUCCAGUGUCGCAGUAUGAGUUCGACGUCCUGCUGGGUGCGGAUGGCAAGCGCAACACGCUACAGGGGUUCAAGCGAAACGAGUUUCGUGGCAAGCUCGCGAUGGCCAUCACCGCCAACUUCAUCAAUCGACACACCGAGCAGGAGGCAUCGGUGCCUGAGAUCAGCGGCGUGGCGUUCAUAUUCAACCAGAAGUUUUUCAAAGAGCUAUAUGAGGUGACGGGCAUCGAUCUCGAAAACAUCGUGUAUUACAAAGAUGAUACGCAUUAUUUCGUCAUGACAGCCAAGAAGCACAGCUUACUUUAUAAAGGUGUCCUGUUACAGGACUACGCCGAAGUGUCACGGUUGUUAAGUGUCGAGAAUGUGGAUCGCGGUGCGUUAAUGCGAUACGCCCAGGAAGCAGCGCGGUUCUCGACCGACGCGCGGCUGCCGCUGCGGGACUUUGCAUUGAAUCACUACGGUGAGCCCGACGUCGCUCUCUUCGACUUCACAUCGAUGUACGCCGCUGAAAAUGCUAGUAUGGUAUACGAGCGUCUAGGUAGACGUCUUCUCUGCGAGUUAGUGGGCGACAGUUUGCUGGAGCCCUUCUGGCCGACCGGAUCAGGGUGCGCGCGGGGGUUCCUCUCCGCACUGGACGCAGCAUGGGCCGUGCGGUCCUUCGGCAGCAGCCCCGCACCGCACCCGCUUAACGUUAUCGCUGAACGAGAGUCCAUCUACAGACUCCUAGCUCAAACGACGCCAGAGAACUUACACCGAGACUUCGGCGCGUACACGUUGGACCCGGGCACUCGCUACCCGAACCUGAACCGCGGCAAGGUUUCUCCGCACCAAGUUACCUCUUUUUACGACUCCGACGACCCUCUGCCGCUCGAUGCCGCGCCUGCAGCGAGGAAACGUCGAAGAGAAGGCGAAGUAUCAGAGGAGGCGUUGAUCUCGUGGGUAGGAUGGUCGGAAGCUGGUGUGCGCGCGGCAAGCGGCGCGGCGGCGCUCACUGCGCUUGUGCGCCGCUAUCGCCCCGAUCUACUUCCGCCUGGCACAGCGCCGCGGGCCGUUUACCACGUGCUACAACACGAGUUUGGCAUAACGCCGAUAUCUUCGACGGGCACGUUGCGUGACGUGCCGGAGGCGAAGCUGCGCGCGUACCUAGCGCGCGUCUACGCCGCUUUCAAAGGCGAGGUGCCACACGUGCAUCACGAGACUAACAUGUUCGAACAGAUCAAACAAAGUCAGCAAAAAGAGAAACACAGUCGCAAUCAGACAGAACACACGCUCUCCAUGUAUUCUAACGCAGCUGACGCUGACAAAUCGCAUUCGAGCUACAGAAAGAAGAGGCGUUCCGUCCGGCCACAAGUAAGUAGCGAUUCUGCUGAGUACAUUCGUAAAAAGAUCGGAAAAUUAGAUCUAAACGACAUCACACAGCUAGCUCGCCUCAUCGAAGGCCAUGACUCUAUUGCCGACUACGAGACGCACAUUGACAAACAAAAAGAUUUACAGGAGCAAAUUUUAGCUUUACUAGACGACGAUGAAUCCCCUGAUCCAAAAAUGCUCAGGGACUCCGUUUCGGCGAUGUUACAAGGCACCACUAAAACCAAACUGAAAGUGAAUCCAGAAGAUCAAAGUUUAAACCAGUUCUUCCAGGACAAAAUAGAACAGAAACCAGUAAGGCCUCCUAGGAAUCUAAAAGGCCUUGAUUCAUCAACUAUUAGAGUUGUGGAUUUUGACGAUUUAGACGAUUCGCCGGAUACAGACGCUACAGUCAUCAAAGCCGAGAAAAAACAGCUUAAGAAAAAAGAGCCCGUCAAAGAUAGCCUGAAGAAUCAACGCUCGACUUCUAUAGAUAAUGCAAACAAACCGUUCACACGUUCUUCGUCGACAGACACUCCUAAAACGUUCGUGAGAUGUUCGUCAAUAGAAAGUUCGAAACCCAAACCAAUGACUAGAUCAUUUUCAAUUGAUAACGGAAGAUCCAACUCGAUUGAAUCUUCAAUUGUAUUGAACACGAAGCCGAAAGCUCAAUUGUUCGAAGUUCACAAAAGUCACGAUAAAAGGUCCGUACGUGCGGGAUCUGUGCCCAAUGUAGGCGAUGUAGCCGUGCGGGCGAAAAGGAUGGCGGAAAUACUUGAGGGUAGCGGCAAACGCAGGGAGGCGCCCAGUCCGGAUAGAUCGAAGCGAACUGAUUCGAUAGGCAAUCCAGAAAUGGCUCUCCGGAGGCAGAGAGUAGUCGACUUGAUAGAGGGGAAUAAGCGUGUCGACCAAAAAACGGGAUAUAAUGUCGAGCACACACGCAACUCUAGUGAAAUGGCAUUUAGGAUGCAAAGGGUGUCCGACAUGAUGCAGAAGAAGAGAGAAGAUGCUAAGAGGGUUAAACCUGGGCGGCGCAAGGCGGCUCGGGAGAUCAUGAAGCAAAGAUUUGAACGUAGUCUGCAGAUGUUAGCGGCAGAGCCGAGGCCGGGUGUGCGCGCUGCAGACCUGACAUACGACGUCGGCCUGCAGCAGUACCGCGCCAACGCGCCGCACUUCGGCGACCGAGUGCGCAACCUCGAGAAACAACUACAGCAUUAUGAGGAGGGUCGCAUAGUGGGGGGUGGCGGACGGUCAGGGGGUGGUGGUGCGCGUGUGGCUCGACUGGCUGCAGAGCUGGCUGGCUCAAACACCAACGCUUCGCCAAGGCAGCCCACUAAACCCAAGGAUCUGAUGCGGUCGGUGGGCAAGAUCGAGCGCGACGACUGGAAUGUAAAAGAGAUUGAAAGGAAGAUCAUGGAGAAUCGACUCGGCCGGCCCGAGCCCAAGACUGCUGAGAAGGUGCCCAAGUGGGAUAGAGAACAGUUUUUGGGUCGUCAGCGACGCCUUAAACAAGGCGAAGGGGGCGACGAGAAGUGGGUAGAGAUCGACGAGACAUUGAACAAAUUUGAUCAGAAGCUGCGCGACUCCGGGCGACCCGAUCACGGCACCAAGAAGGUUGCUAAUUUAGCGAACAAAUUCGUAAAAAAAGAAGACGAGCCGUCCAAGUCUGUACCAAAAGACGAGAAGAAGAGUUGGCGCGGGCCUUCCUCAACGGGUAUGCAGUGCGCAGCCUGUGGUACACGUGUCUUCGCUGCCGAGGGCGUGGUAGCCGACGGGCUUCAUCUGCACAGAGCCUGUUUCCGCUGUGCCGUCUGUAAGGCCGUCUUAAGACCUGGCAACUACACAAUGGAGCGCUACGGCACGCGUCUUGUGUGCCUCCGGCACGGUGGGACGACGGCGCCGGACGGACUCGCAGCGCUACUAGCCGGCGCCACCCCUUACCACCCGCACCACCCGCCACCAACACCUGAACGUAUCUCACUUGAGCUGUCCGACGGCGCGCGAGAGAUUGACGAAGACGAGUGGACAGAUCGCAACUUCUUGGCAUCAGAGACAUCGUGCGCUGGUGGUCUUAGUGACGAGGAAGAGUCCAGUUCCGAAGAAUAUACAGACGCGGCAGACAGCGACGGCGAGGCGCCUCGGUCUCCUGAUUUGCCGCGUCUAGACGCGCGCCCUACACGUUCUACGCGCCCAGAUCUCUACUUUAGCGACGACUCUUUUGGAUACGACGAAUAUUCCGACGACGGUGCCGAGUCGUCUGGCAACGAAUCGUGUUCCCGCAUGCGCGCAGCUCGAGAAGCACGACGCCGCGAAGUGCCGGCGGAUGCGCGCCCGCCGACUGACAGUAGCGAGGUGGAGUCUGAAGAUGAGAGCGACUCCAGCGACGAAGAGGUGUCGUCUGCUACCGAGGUGUCCACUGACAGCGAAUUUGCACGCGAAGAGUGCGCACCCGCUCCUUCUCCCCCCGCCAUCUUGGUGACGGAGGCACCUCUCCCAGUGCCACCUCCUCCACAAGAGUACCCCCUCAGUAGGACUCGUUCCGCCGGCGGCCUUGCCACCAAACGAGCUCUCGAACUCAAACGGAGAUAUCUUCUUGGAGAAGCCUCACCCCCGGCUGUCCGAAAAUCAGACUCUACCUCGCAACUAGAUACAAAACUUGAGGCUUUCCGAUCAAAUAUUACAGAGUUCCAGAAAAUGCUCCACCCAGCACCAGCUCCAGCGCAGAUCCAGAAACCAAUUGUCACCUUUCAGUUAUCAACGGAAGAGAAAAAAGCGCCUAUGCCCGAUAUUAUUCAGAACUUAUGUGCCGAUGCGCCUGUAGAUUUGCUUACCAAAGGAGAUUCGCCGCUCUGCAAGAAAGACUGGCGAGACGGAACCAUCAAAGAAAAAGAGGGAAAAUCUGAACCUAAAGAACAGGCGGAAGUAGACCCCGAUUUAGACUCCGAUUCACUUUCCGAAGACUCCUCGCACACAGAAACUGCUCCCAACCAAUCUGUACCGAGAGUCGAAGUACACAAUGAGGGGGGCGAGUUGAUACAGUUAGAUAGUUUAAUGCUAAUAAAUAGUAGCACCGAGGACAACGAUGAGAAAGAAUCGGGUACAGGCACUGCUACCAGCACGACUGUCGUCGCCGUCGAGUCGGAGUCGUCCGAGUCGUGUCGUGACGCGACUACUCUGGCUUUAACGGAGACAGAGCUUUCGGAUUGGGCUGCGGAGAGCGCAGUUCUCGAUGAUGUCAAUUUCGAUGACGAUAAAAAGAGAAAUAAAAACCCGAGGACGCUCAGCGGGCCUAAGACAAUUCACGAUUCCAAAAACAUUUCGGCGAUAAGCAGUCAUGUGUGUGGAAGAACGAGUCCUGAACCAGUGCUUUACUCGAAUGCGCUGGAACACUUCGAGUUUGUCGACGAGGGUGAUCAGGAUCCUUCGAUAGAUACUCCGAUCACUCCCAAGAAUGAAGGGUACAUGGAGUUAGUCGACGAUUACGGUCUGUACUCACCUAGCAACGACCGUUCCAUGAAUUUCAUUGAACGCAGCUUCUCUGAAACAGUGGUAAUGCCUGCUAAUCAAGCAGCUAGUGUCACUGACCAAUCCAAUGACCAAACAGUUGUAUAUCCAGAAAUAGACAAAAGUGAACUUAGUGAAUUUAAAAUCGAGCACGUUGUUAGUGAGGAACUAAUAACUCCACAGUUGCUCAAAUCAAUAGACAGCUCUGAAUCGAGCAGCGACAAGAAAAGUGAGACUAUAGUACCCGAUGUACAUUUACCUGAAAAUGUGAGUUUGACAGAUCUGUCGCCGCCACUCGACCACAGUGAGACGAAUCCGAAGCCACCGAAAACGAUUGAUUUUGUUACCCCGCCUAUCGAAGACGUGUCCUCCCCUCCCCUAGCCCCGGAAACUCCUAUGUCUACAAUAUUGUCUACGAGUUCCACCGCAUCCAUUCAUUUUUCGUCACCCUGUUCAAUAAGGAUCUAUUCCCCUGCCAUCUGCCGAUCAGCUAGUGAGACAUUCAGCCGGUCGAUGUCGCGGAGCACGGAUUCGCCGAACCGAAGCAUCGAGAUGUCCAUCUCUUUGAACCUCAGUUCCGGUUCCAUAUCGCCGGUAUCUCCUACGCCAACUAGGGAUACUACGGAUAAGGUGCAAGAGAUAAAGCGGGAAAGGGAAGAACAGACUGAGGUCGUGAGGCGGUUGGUACUGGAAAGGCUAGGCAGCGGUCCGCGUGUGGCUAGGAAAUCAACUAGACGGACGCGGAUAUCUCCAGCAAUGAGUAUUCCACCGCCCGUACCUCCUCCACCAGCAUUGUCUUCCCCACCACCGCCGCCACCACCGCCCGAGCACACCCCGUCUCCCCCGCCACGGCCAGCACCCCCGCUCAUGCCACUGCCGGUCACACCGUCUUUUUCCGACCCUGAACUCGCUCGAGACAGGCGAAGAAAAAGUAUAAUGAAAAGCAUUUCCAACUAUUUGAACAGGCGACUUGGACCUCGGCAAAAGUGGCACUCGGAACCGGAUCUGACGUCACACGAGCCGUCGCCAUCGCAGCGUAUGAACGCGCACAAGUCGACGGGUGCGUUGCAGGAGGCACCCCCCGUGCCUCCGCCCCCCGCCGGCUACCGUCCGCCCGUAGAUACGCGCCCGCAACCUGCUAGAUUGCCAGCGACCGCUACAGCCGAGUGUUCCGGCGCAGCGGAUGUCGACGAGCGCGACGCGAUGCAGCUGUGGUUCGAAGCGAGGUGGGCCAGACUUGUCGCACAGAGGCGAGCUCGGGAUGAUUCUAACGAGCCGCACGCCCGGCGGGUCGCAAGGCUGGAGCGGAGGUUAACGAGACCGCUCUCGGCGGAGCAGCAGGCGGCGACGGUUGCUGAGCUGGUGCAGGUGUCUGCGCAGCGAGAGGCGCACCAAGCGCUCAUGGCUGCCGACAGGAGACGCAGCGGUGGCGGCGGAGUCGGUGAUUAAUUCGUAGUAGCCCGGCCUAAGAUUUCAACUGCGUCCAGGACAGCUCCUUACAGUCGGCUUAUCGCGGCUUAAUUAUUUCUCUGCAAUAUGAACACUGCUUGUGGUUAUAUGAACAAAAAAUACAGUAAAAAAUUGAAUUUGUAACUGGAUAUUGAUCUCCUAUUGGAUAAUUUUGUUAUUUUGACUACUACAGUACACUAGUACGGCAAAUGGCCCUCCAUUGUGCGUGGUUACGGUAGUUAUUUGAUAUAAUUGCUAGUUGGUAAUUGAAAAUGUCUCAAUGACAUAGGCCUAUUCAAAUUGACAGAUUGUCGCAUAAUGUCCGAAGCAAAGACUUAAAAAUGCAGAAGUAAUGCUUUGGUGUACUGCUUAUAGUUCCGUCAAUUGUUAUUAUGUACUUCCAAAGUUUGUUGCUUAUCCUUUUAUUUAUUAUUUUUUCUGCAAAAAAAGCUAUCGCGUUCUAAAUGUAGUCCAUUUCACAAAGGAUGAUUGCAGUGAUAUUUCCAAUUCUUACGUUGCAUGCAUACUAUUUCUAACUAAUCUUUCAACCAGGAUACAAAAAUAAAUAAUAAAUGUAUCGUAAUGUACCAAAAACAAACAAUAUUUGUUGCAGUUGUAAUGUUGAAUAAGAAUUACAAUAUGUUAAGUAGAAUGAAAAUGAAAUGGUAAAGAUAAAAAUAAAUCACCCAGUUACUAAUGCGUAAAACGGAAUAUGUUGUUCAUAGAGAUUUACACCACAAAAUGGAUAUCGAAUCGGCUAUUGUGUAUCUUGCGUCAAUACGAGUUUAUGUACACCUUGUAUGUUGGUCGUUUUCUUUUGAUUUCAUCUUUGCGGGACGUAUUUAGAGAAAUUUUUCAAAUUUCGUUUCCUUGCAGUUGAUUUUAUGCUGUGAUACUGAUUUUUUGUUUGGUUGUAGUUCAUUUUUUAAAUUUGUUGUGUAGUCUUUUUAGUGACUUAAUAACAACUUUUAUUUUGUUUACUAUUUAUUCUUAAAUUACUUUCUGUAAAUCGAUUCUCUUGUUACAAAUUAUCUCUAUAAGAUAUUUAAGUAUAUUUUUAUUAAUUUGAUUUUAUAUCACUACAUCUCUAGAAACUUUAAAUCUCAAACAUCACCGGAAUCAUGCGAUGAUAAAUGAUAAUUUUUGUAAAUUGUUUCUGAGUUUUGAGAGUUCUUAAUAGAGGUCAUAGUAUACAAAUUGCCGUAGGCGACGACAUUUAUUGAAGAUCCGAUCGCCCCACGUGGGUUAUAUGUGUUGGUGACUGUUAAUUCAGUCGAUCAACAUAAAUAUAAUCAGGAUAGUUUCAGGAAUGCUUUUUAUUAUUGAUUUCUCGUGAUAGCCAAUUGUACAAUUGUGAUGAACAAACAGAACCGUUACGUAAUAAAAAUUUCAAAUCGCAUGUCGAAUUUCUUGUAGAAACGCUGUAUCAACAGUAGCCAAUGUGCUAUUUUAUUUUAUGACUAAAAAUGAUUAACACAUAACAUUGAAAUAACAAGCGCUUUACAUGUAUUGUCAAUACCGAAAUAUAUACUUAAGAAUAUUUUUCUACACUAACAAACAUAUGCACCUUGAGAGGCAUCGUAAGAGGGACGGGAGAGGGGCAAACAUUAAUUAUGAUUUAUCCUGAAAUUACUCAUCCACAUCGUAAUAACAUUUAAAAAUUAAUACUUUUUUUUCAGGAAGUUUAUUAUAGAUUUUUAUUAACAGGAUGAGAUCCGGAACUAUGUAUCUUCAAUUAGAGGUGGUUUGUAUAAGGUUGUUUUUAUGUAAUUUUUUAAAGAAAUUAGGGUACAGUUACAGGGUAGGCUACAGUUGUGUUUAUCAUACUUAGGUUUUUUUUGUUUAGAUUCGUGUUAUUGUUACAAGAAAAUAGGAGGGAAAACUCAUUCACGACCAUGACACAGGUUUCAUUUACGACUUUAGGUAGGAUGUAUAUGUAUACACAUUGAAAUUGUCUAGGGGUCAAGCGCAUUUUUGUCAAUUA
Hyposmocoma kahamanoa is the source of this 8940-nucleotide messenger RNA. RefSeq names its product F-actin-monooxygenase Mical (gene Mical). The transcript has 27 exons. NCBI's taxonomy places the organism in Eukaryota, Metazoa, Arthropoda, Insecta, Lepidoptera, Cosmopterigidae. The record is from RefSeq and is a predicted model, not a curated record. Bases 18 to 6956 code for a protein of 2312 amino acids.